AAUUGCAAUUACGGGUUUGCGCCCGGACCACCUAAUGCCACUUCCUAAACUGCUAAACUAGACUAAAAAUAUUCACCCCACCAAAAUUUCUACGCCUAGGAAAUCUUCAAUUCAACUUACCUAAUACAUGUGAAAUUAAUUACCACUACCACAGCUGCUGGAUUCUUCAAGACGUAACAGUCCUUAUCGAAUUUGCCAUCGAAAGAAUCGCUGCCUAUCAUGGGUGUCACCAACAAGCGUACGCUGUCCAAGACCCGUCGCAAGACGAGGGACCUCGAUCAGAUCAAAGCCGACCUCCUCUCGCCAAAACAUCUUGCCCAAUUCAAGAACUUAAAGGCGCCAGAAGAUCUACCUGCCCUAGGCAAAUGGUACUGCACAGAGUGCGCCAAGUGGUACGAUACUGAAGACAACCUUGUUGUACACAGGAAAGGAAAGCCUCAUAAGAGAAGAGUCAAGCAGCUUCGCGAGGAGCCAUAUACUCAGAAGGAGGCCGAGGCGGCUAUUGGUCUCAGAACCGAUAAUCAAAGCCCCUACCGAACCGAGAGCGCCGCCGAUAACGAGAUUACCAUGUCAACGUGAACGGUUCAAUCUCGCCGCGCAAACUUCUCAAAACAGGCAUCUAUGGCGUUUCGGGCAUACUCGCGAGUGUCAUCAAUAGAGCACAGGGCCAAUAAUCAAAUCUCGAGGGUUUGAUAAGUCAUCGACUUCGCUCAUUUCAAGCCACGAGCUCUCGGUUUAACGAGACCACUUGUGCGACCUCGUCCCGU
Molecule: messenger RNA, 767 nt
Organism: Daldinia loculata
Lineage: Eukaryota; Fungi; Ascomycota; Sordariomycetes; Xylariales; Hypoxylaceae
Exons: 3
Coding region: 220-579 (119 amino acids)
Source: RefSeq, a predicted model, not a curated record